ACCGGAAAAGCCGGUCUUGUUCUGGCUAGCGGAACACAGAUCUGCUCUGAUGGCAGGCAGCUAUCUGUCAACAAUCUAGUCAAUUAGCUGAAACUGAAGUCUGUGAGGCCCGUUAUCGUCUGCUUCUUUCAGGUCCUUCCAGUGUAGCCAAUCAAGGCUGCAGUGUUAUGGAUGAACCAUGAAGGCUCAAUUACAAGUCACAGUUCUUUCAGCCAAGCUGAAGGAAAACAAAAAGAACUGGUUUGGUCCCAGUCCGUAUGUUGAGGUAGCAGUGGAUGGCCAGUCAAAGAGGACGGAGAAGUGUAACAAUACACACAGUCCCAAAUGGAAGCAGGCUCUCACUGUAAUUGUGACUCCAGUCAGCAAGCUGAUCUUUCGUGUCUGGAGCCACCAGACACUGAAAGCAGACAUCCUGUUGGGAAUGGCCACUCUGGAGAUCAGUGAGACCCUUAAGGCUAAUGACUUAAAACUAUGUGAGGUGGUGCAGACGCUGCAGCUGUGCUCCGACAGAGACCCCCGGGAUGUUGUUGGUGACCUGUCAGUCUGUCUGGAUGGCAUGCAGGUAGACCCAGAAGCCUUCGCCACAGCAGAGAAAGAACAUGCUACUGUUCCAAAUGGAAAUGCAAGACAAAAUGGAGACACUGGCAACAGGUCAAGCAGAGACACGUCUCCCUCCAGCGACUCAGAGGAGUGGGUUAUCGUACCUAAUGGUCAUGCUGUCAAUGGAACGGGAUCUCCUUCACGAUCUCCAGGAGACUCAAACGCCUCACGUCCUCCCAGACCAGCCCGACCUCCUCCUGCUACACCACGCCGACCAGCAGCCUCACCAACCUCUUCUAGCAGUUCCUCCCCCAGUGAGCUGAGUGAGGGUCCGGCUUCAGAUGGCUCCUCUCAGGCUUCAGCCAGUGGGUGUUCAAAUCAGCAGGAUGACUCAGGCACAGGAGCAGCAGCAGCAGUGGUGGCAGCAGCAGCAGCAGCAGCAGCAGCAACAGCAGCAGCGGCAGGCUCUUCACAGACAGCAAGUGGCCCCAAACCAGGGACCUCAGCUACAGCAGCAGUGCCCACAACAACCCCCAGAAUCGCACCCAUGGCCAAUGGCCCUUUACCACCAGGGUGGGAGCAAAGGGUGGACCAGAAUGGACGAGUUUACUAUGUUGAUCACAUUGAGAAAAGGACAACCUGGGACAGACCUGAGCCUCUGCCCACAGGGUGGGAGCGCAGGGUGGACCCGAUGGGUAGGGUGUACUACGUGGACCACAUAACCCGAACUACGACAUGGCAACGCCCCACACAGGAGUCAGUGCGUAACUAUGAGGAGUGGCAGCACCAGCGCAGCCAGCUGCAGGGAGCUAUGCAGCAAUUCAACCAGAGGUUCAUUUAUGGGCUCCAAGACCAGUUGGCAGCCACAGCCAACAAGGAGUUUGAUCCACUGGGCCCCCUGCCACAUGGUUGGGAGAAAAGAACAGACACCAACGGCAGAGUGUAUUUUGUUCACCACCCUACUCGGACAACACAGUGGGAGGACCCCCGGACGCAAGGGCUGCUGAAUGAUAAACCCCUACCAGAGGGUUGGGAGAUGAGGUUCACUGUGGAUGGUAUUCCCUACUUUGUAGACCACAACCGGCGAACCACAACCUACAUCGACCCUCGCACAGGGAAGUCUUCACUUGAGAAUGGGCCACAGAUAACCUAUGUCAGGGACUUCAAAGCCAAAGUGCAAUACUUCAGGUUCUGGUGUCAGCAACUGUCGAUGCCUCAGCACAUUAAGAUUAACGUCUCCCGUAAAACCUUGUUUGAGGACUCAUUCCAACAGAUCAUGAGCUUCCACCCACAAGAUCUGAGGCGGAGACUGUGGAUCAUUUUUCCAGGAGAGGAAGGCUUGGACUACGGGGGUGUGGCCAGAGAAUGGUUCUUCUUGCUCUCUCAUGAGGUGCUCAACCCAAUGUACUGUUUGUUUGAGUAUGCUGGGAAGGACAACUACUGUCUGCAGAUCAACCCUGCCUCCUACAUCAACCCUGAUCACCUGAAGUACUUCAAGUUCAUUGGACGCUUCAUUGCUAUGGCUUUAUUCCACGGCAAGUUCAUCGACACGGGUUUCUCCCUCCCCUUCUACAAGCGUAUUCUGAACAAACCUCUGGCUCUGAAAGACCUCGAGUCCAUAGAUCCAGAGUUUUACAACUCACUCAUCUGGAUCAAGGAUAAUAACAUAGAAGAGUGUGGGCUGGAGAUGUUCUUCUCCGUUGACAAGGAGAUUCUGGGCGAGGUGACCACCCACGAGCUGAAACCAGACGGAGGGAAUGUCCAAGUAACGGAGGAAAACAAGGAGGAAUACAUCAGGCUAGUAGCAGAGUGGAGGCUGUCCAGAGGUGUGGAGGAGCAGACUCAAGCAUUCUUCGAAGGCUUCAAUGAAGUUUUGCCUCAGCAAUACCUGCAAUACUUUGACGCUAAGGAAUUAGAGGUGAUGCUGUGCGGGAUGCAGGAGAUAGACCUGGUGGACUGGCAGAGAAACACAAUCUACAGGCAUUAUGCCCGGAGCAGUAAACAGAUCCUGUGGUUCUGGCAGUUUGUCAAGGAGAUGGACAACGAGAAGAGGAUGAGACUGCUGCAGUUUGUCACAGGAACCUGUCGUCUUCCUGUGGGCGGCUUCGCAGACCUGAUGGGAAGCAAUGGACCACAAAAGUUCUGCAUUGAAAAAGUAGGCAAAGAGAACUGGCUUCCACGAAGCCACACAUGCUUUAAUCGUCUGGACCUCCCUCCUUACAAGAGCUACGAGCAGCUGAAGGAGAAGCUCAUGUUCGCUAUAGAAGAGACAGAAGGUUUUGGGCAGGAGUGAUGCAACAAGAACAGGAGCUGCAGGAUGGGUUGUAGGAGCCAUAUCCAUUUCAGACAAGAGCACUUUUUAACAGAUUUCUCCUUGCAGCCUGGAGCUGCUUAUAAACUGGUAUAUGGACGUACAAUUCUUCAUAUUCUGUCACAUUAUCAUCCGCAGUAACCGAUGUUUCUAAGCUGUUUCGUCAGAAAAUUCCUUCAUCCCACAAGAGAAACCUGUGAAUCCUCCUCAACCUUUUUCACUUCUCACCUAUAUGAUAACCCCUAAGCCAGCUGAUCUUACGCAGCCCUGCUCAGCUCACUAUCAGGUGAUGAAGGCAGAAGAAACUCCUUUCUCGCCCUUUCAUGUCUGCACUCGCUGCACGUUGCGCAAGAGCAGUUUCGACGCGUACAUCUGUGAAUGAGUAAACUCUUGCACCUCAUGCACUAGAAUGAAUAAUUUUAGAGGAAAGAACCAUAUUUGUGCAUUUUGACUUAGAACAAGAAGCUUCAUAUCUACAAGCAACAUCAAACGCACAGAUAUGCUUUUGGACUCAACUUUAAUUUGUCUUUUAUUGAAAGGAUGGAUGAAUGGAUGGAUGUUUUUUUUGUUUGUUUUUUUUUUAACCGCUGACUGGAGUGACUCCUGUAGCAGUUUUCUUUAAUAACUUUGAUAAAUGUGAUUACGCUAAUCGAAAAUGAUGAUUUCUCUUAUUUUGACCGGUUGAUUUCUUAAACUUAUAAUGAGUAGGAACUUGGAACUAGUUUGCACACAGUUAUGUGAGCAGUAAGACGGUUGUGAUUGUUCUUAAGAGAGGUUGUAUUUUUAUGUGCAAUAGUUUUGUAGAAAACAUUUUUGCCAAUAAUAGAGCCAAACAGUGAUUUGUUUGAUCAUUUUAUAACACUUUGGUAAGUGUCAGCAUUUAGUGUUAAUUUUAAAUUUUCAAAAUGAAGUAGAGAACACUUGCAUAUGGUGAAGCUUGUUUGGUUGUGAUUCCAUCUGACAAACUCUGCCUUCCAGAAAUGGUCUUUGGUGUCUAAAUAUCAGCCUACUUGACCGUGGAUGCUCCCCUCCUUUACUAGUCAGGGAGGCCGAAAAGUGAUAAUUAUGAGGCGUUACUGAUGAAGUGGGAGCUUUAGGAUGUAUGUGUAAUAGAGAACAAUGAUUUGAAUAAUUCCCACUGAAUGGUAGCCAGCUUUUUGGUAGAUAUCCAGAGUUAAAUAUUAUUCUAGAUCACUAAUGAAGAUGCUGAAUCCUAACUGUUUAAUGUGUUAAGUGACUAAUGCAGUUUAUGUAAAUAUACUUAAACAAAAUUAGUAAAUGUGUUUAAUGUCUUAAUACAUUUAGUUCACCCAGACAGAAGUUGAUAAUUAAGAUUUGAAUCACUGCAUUAGAAGGCAGCCCUAGUUUUAUAGGGUGUUAGGUAUCCAGAUUGUACAGGAAUAGUUUAUUUCAUGUCUUUUCCAGUAAACUAGCUAAGCUAACAUCAAACUUAGAGUUUCUUUUUAGUAUCAGAUAGAGUAUCACUUUAAGGAACUGACUAUGGAACCAAUUUACCAAAGGAUUAUAUUUAAAAUUUUUUGUAAAGAAUUUGGCUAGUAAGUCUAAUUGAACAAUCAGUUUUUAAUACCCCCAGAUGAGUAGGUAACACUAUGAGAUACAAGAAAACAAAAAGGUUGCUCAGCUACUUCAGUUUUAAAAUAAACAUUUCAAUCUGUAAAGUGAUAUAUAUUUUUUAAGACUCGUAGCUGUCCAAGCAUCCAAGCUGUGUGUAGUGUAUGUAGGCAGCGUGGUGUGAAUUCCGUGGCAUAAUUUCAAUGUUUAUCCCAGAUCAUUACACAGAUUCAGUUUUAGCAAGUUCCUUUUUAAUUUCCUAUUAAAAUGUAGAAGGACGUAUACUCAAAUAUAACUCGUGAAUAAGCCCGUAUGAUUUAUGUGGCUGUAUGUCAUCACAAAAAUAAAAAAUCACUGGUUGUUCUCAAUGGACGAAGCUCUCCCUCACUGACCUGACGGGCGUUUUUACCUUCAGUUGAUACCAGUUAUUGCUCACUUUGUCAGAUGUUUCACAUUAUCUCACAUUUUUCCCCUAAUUCAACGCACAUCCACCUUUAACACUCAGUGUGUAACUGCCACUGUGCAGGCUUGUGAAGAGAUUAUUAUAAAAAGAAAAAAAAACUUGAUUUUUUUUUAAGAGAGGGGGUUGUGAUUAAAAUGUUGACUGUUGAAUAUUUUAACAGAUUAAAACUUAUAAUAUAGCACCUUCACACUCCAAACUGGUUGAAUUAACCACUUCACUGUUAAAUCUCUGCUGUGUUCCAGAUCUAUGGGGCAAAUUAAAUGUAUAGAAAUAUGCAAACUAGUGUUUUAGAUGUGCUGAUUGCAUUGUAAAUCAUGUUGAUAUUGUAAUCACUAUUUUUUUUUUUUUUUGAGGCUCUAACUUUUUUUGAUAAGUGGAAGUCAAGGGUUGAAGACUAUUUAUUUGGAGGAUGGGUUUCAUGUAACAAUGGACUGGAUUGAUCGAGAACAUUUAAAAAAAAUAAUAAAAUGAUUGAAACACUGGGCUCCUGCA
Molecule: messenger RNA, 5378 nt
Organism: Acanthopagrus latus (yellowfin seabream)
Lineage: Eukaryota; Metazoa; Chordata; Actinopteri; Spariformes; Sparidae
Gene: itcha
Product: itchy E3 ubiquitin protein ligase a
Exons: 24
Coding region: 179-2833 (884 amino acids)
Biological process (GO): protein K29-linked ubiquitination; protein K48-linked ubiquitination; protein K63-linked ubiquitination
Molecular function (GO): ubiquitin protein ligase activity; protein binding
Source: RefSeq, a predicted model, not a curated record